Messenger RNA from Mesocricetus auratus (golden hamster), 1533 nucleotides. RefSeq lists its product as uncharacterized. The coding region runs from base 1 to 951 and encodes 316 amino acids. NCBI's taxonomy places the organism in Eukaryota, Metazoa, Chordata, Mammalia, Rodentia, Cricetidae. The record is from RefSeq and is a predicted model, not a curated record. The transcript is spliced from 4 exons.
AUGGCCACCACCACCACUACCAUGAGUAACAAUGACCUUACGCACGCUACAGUGAAGCUGAAAUGGGAGGAUCGGGGCAGAGUUCGAGUCUGCAACUUUUUUUUUCUUCCCCCUGCUUGGCCCGCGUCCCGGAGAGAGGCGGUCGGCGUGGGGGAGGGGAGGGCGGGGCUCGAGACUCCAGUUCGCUCGGCUGCUAGCGCUGCUUUCUGUUCGCGUCGGCGGAGAGGCCGCGACAACCGCAUCAGAGCUGACGUGGGCGCGACGUGGGGCCGCCGCCGCCGGGUUGCCUGGGCGGCGGCCGUCGAGCUCUGCUGGCGCGCCAGCCUCGCAUCACAGCCCGCGGCGGGCGGCGGCGGCUGCUCGGGACGCGGCCUUCCUCCCGGCCUGCCCUGCCCUGCCCUGCCCUGCCCUGCUUGCCCUGCCCUGCCCUGCCCUGCCCUGCCCUGCCUUGCCCUUGCCGUGCCCUGCCCUGCCCGCACGGCCGCCCGCCCGCUCGCGGCUCGCCACCGACAGCUCACCAAAGUCCCGAGCGUGCAGCGGGCCGUCCGCGCUCGCCCUCUUCCGCGCCUCAUGUGGGUACCGGCGGGAAAGCCUUCCCUCAGAGAGCCGGGCGACCGCUCGGGCUCCUCGGUCUUGACAGGAAAAAGGCGCCCAGAGGCCGUCGGGCCUGCUCGCCACAACCCUGGGACCGCCGCAGCGCCUUCACCCCAGCGUGGCGUACGCGCUGUAGAUAGAAAAAUAAUGUACCUCGUGUCUUCAAAAAGCGAGGCGCAGGGACUGCACGAUCGAGCCAUCUGGGCCCACCCACUGCAGAGCCGGUGUCUGCAACCGCCAGCUUUCCCUGGCAGGCGCUCACGGUGCCAGCACCCUACCCGGGGAAGCGGCUGUCUGCCCACCAUCGGCCCCAAAGUCCAGCUGGAGCCCCCUCCCCCAUCGGUGUGGCUUGGGUGACUUCCUGCUUUUCUGCCCUGUGUGAGUCGGGGCGGACUCGACUGCCCUCAUCCAACAUCACAUUAAUUAAUUAAUAAUUGAUGUUCGUGUUUUCACUCUGCUCACACCAUCUUUCUCCCAGUUUUUGAUAACAAGCUUGUUUCCCUUUGUCAGCUACCUGUUCUCCGAAUCUCUGAACUUCGGACUCCUUCUCGAAGGAGCACUGUGUUCAGACAAUAUGUUUUGGCCAAUAAAUGUGAUUAUCCGGAAAAAAAUUUAUUUUUGAGAGAGGAUCUCAAGUAGCCCCAGUUCCUUGAACUUCUGAUCCUCCUGUCACCUCCUGGUGCUGGGAUUGUAGACAUGCACCAUAGUGAAACUUUAGAAAGGGGUUUUAAUCCUUCACACGUGAACCGUAAUUGCUAUAUUAAAUAGUGAAAUGACACGAGCGAUUUUGGUGAAGCCGUAAAUAGAUCAGUGUUAACCAGUGUUUUCCCAAGUGAUAGUGCUUCAUGUGGAAUCAUAUUGGGAAGUGUGAAAUUAUAGUUACAGUGAUGUUAUAUGUAUGUUUGUAAGAUAUGAAUAAAUUUUAAAUGUAUAAACACA